Molecule: messenger RNA, 585 nt
Organism: Plasmodium berghei ANKA
Lineage: Eukaryota; Apicomplexa; Aconoidasida; Haemosporida; Plasmodiidae
Product: peptide chain release factor 2, putative
Exons: 4
Coding region: 1-585 (194 amino acids)
Biological process (GO): translational termination
Cellular component (GO): mitochondrion
Molecular function (GO): translation release factor activity
Source: RefSeq, a predicted model, not a curated record
AUGUUUUUUAAUUUUACUUUAUUUGUUAUCUACGUAAAUAUAUAUAUGCAUGCAAAUAUUGCCAAAUGUUUCAUCAGUUUUUGUAAGAACAACUAUUUCACAAAUAUAUCGCUUAACCUAAGAACGAUAAAAAGACCAAUACAGCGAACAUACUUAAAAAAUUCGCUAAAUGAUAAGUUGGAUAUAAUAAAUAAAAAAUUACAAGAUAUAGGAAUUUGCCCUAAAAAUAUCGAAGAGACAUUUAUUAAAGGUACAGGAAAAGGCGGGCAGAAAGUAAACAAAACCAACAAUUGUGUCAUGAUAAAAUAUGACCGUACCAACGAUGAUAAAAUAGUUAUCAAGUGCCACAAAUAUAGGUGUUUACAGCAAAAUCGGGUAUAUGCUCGCGAAUUAUUAUAUGACAAAAUAACCUCAAUCAAUAACAAAGCCAAGGAAGACAUUAUAAACCAAAUAGAGAAGGAAAAAAGGCAAAUUUUGAAGUUGACUGAAUCGGAAAAGAAUAGAUCGAUCAAUUACAAAAAAAAACGAUCAGAAAUAAAAAGUAACAGACAAAAACAUAUAAUGCACGAUAGUGACAUUUAUUGA